This is a messenger RNA of Arvicola amphibius (Eurasian water vole), 3569 nucleotides long. Its product is annotated as solute carrier organic anion transporter family member 1A5-like. Gene Ontology annotation, cellular component: membrane. The record is from RefSeq and is a predicted model, not a curated record. The transcript is spliced from 17 exons. Gene Ontology annotation, biological process: bile acid and bile salt transport; sodium-independent organic anion transport; transmembrane transport. NCBI's taxonomy places the organism in Eukaryota, Metazoa, Chordata, Mammalia, Rodentia, Cricetidae. Bases 312 to 2393 code for a protein of 693 amino acids. Gene Ontology annotation, molecular function: protein binding; bile acid transmembrane transporter activity.
CAAGAAGCUGUGGAGCCAUCAGAGGAGAAAGACACGAGCUGCUAUCUGGAACCUUGCUGGUUUCUGUGAAUCAAAAGUGCCACAGAAAGUUUUUCUCAUAUUGAGACUCCAGGGAAGUUUGGAAUGUAAAGACCUCGAGAAGGAAGCCUGGAAAGCAGCCUUUGUGCAUUCAGUUAGGCAGAGGUUGAGAACAAACCAAGAGAUAUCUUCAAGUUCUUAAAGGCAGAAGCCUUCAACAGUAAGACAUUUAAAACAUAAACAUCUGGAAGCCAUCAAAAGAACAUGGGAGAACCUGGGAAAAGUGUUGCAACAUGUGGGGUGACAUGCUUUUCAAAAAUGAAGUUGUUUUGCUCCCAUGUAUGUUGGUGUACCACUUGUGUGUCUGGUAUCCUUGGAGGACAGAAGUUGUUGAAUUCCUGAAACUGAUGAUACAGAUGUUUCUGUUGACAUUAACAGUGGCAUAUCUAGCCAAAUCAAUAUCCGGAAAUUAUAUGAUUUCCAUGCUCACACACAUAGAGAGGCAAUUCAAUAUCCCCACAUCUGUAGUUGGAUUUAUCAACGGGAGUUUUGAGAUUGGAAUCCUUUUGUUGAUUGUAUUCGUGAGUUAUUUCGGAACAAAACUGCACAGGCCUAUCAUGAUCGGCACUGGUUGUGUGGUUAUGGGCCUAGGGUGUUUCUUAAUAUCACUACCUCAUUUCCUGGUGGGACGAUACGAAUACGAGAAAAUGAUCUCAUCUUCAAGUAACUUGUCUUCAAAUAGCUUCUUGUGUUCAGGAAACAGAAGUCAGACCUUGACACCAACACAAGACCCAGAAGACUGUGAAAAAGAAAUUAAAUCCUUAAUGUGGAUAUGUGUAAUGGUAGGAAAUCUUAUUCGUGGAAUUGGUGAAGCUCCCAUUGUGCCCUUGGGCAUUUCCUACAUAGAAGAUUUUGCCAAAUCUGAAAACUCCCCUUUAUACAUUGGGAUUUUAGAAGCAGGAAACAUGGCUGGCCAUUUUAUUGGACUUUUGUUGGCAUCUUACUGUGCAAACAUCUAUGUAGACAUUGGGUCUGUGAAUACAGAUGACCUGACCAUAACUCCCACUGAUACGCGCUGGGUCGGUGCUUGGUGGCUCGGCUUUUUGAUCUGUGCAGGAGUGAAUGUCCUGGCCAGCAUCCCCUUUUUCUUUCUUCCCAACAUGCUCCCAAAGGAAGGACUAGAGGAUAAUGCAGAUGUGACUAACAGCAACAAAGAAGAAAAGCACCAAAGAAAAGCCAAAAAGGAAAAACGGGGAAUCACUAAAGAUUUCUUGCCAUUCAUGAAGAGCCUUUUCUGUAACCCGAUUUAUGUGCUUUUUGUCCUUGUAAGUGUGCUUCAGAUCAGUUCACUUACCUUAUCAUUUGUCUUCACGCCUAAAUAUCUGGAACAACAAUUUGGAAAAUCAACUGCAGAGAUAGUAUUUCUCAUGGGAAUUUAUAACAUACCUCCAGUAGUUUUUGGUCAUUUAAUUGGUGGUUUGGUUAUGAAAAAGUUCAAUUUUACUGUCAAGAAAGCUGCAUACAUAGCUUUCUGCUUAUCCCUGACUGAGUGGCUUUUAUUUUUCUUAAACUUCAUGUGGACCUGUGAUAAUUUCCCAGUUGCUGGCUUAACUAUAUCUUAUGAGCAUGAACGAGUUCAGGAGCCAUUAUACGUGGAGAAUAAAAUUCUUGCUAACUGCAACACGAGGUGUAACUGUUUGACCAAAAUAUGGGAUCCAGUGUGUGGAGACAAUGGAAUAACAUACAUGUCAGCCUGCCUUGCAGGCUGUGAGAAAUCUUUUGGAACGGGAAUUAACAUGGUGUUUCAAAAUUGCAGCUGCAUUCAGUCUUCAGGAAACUCAUCUGCAGUCCUUGGGCUGUGUAACAAGGGCCCCGAAUGUACUAUAAAGAUGCAGUACUUUUUCAUCAGGGCAGUAAUUGGCAGUUUCAUCUAUGCACUAUCAGCAAUUCCUGGGUAUAUGGUUUUUCUGAGGUGUAUCAAGCCUGAAGCAAAGUCUCUUGGAGUUGGAUUACAUGCAUUUUUCAUAAGAGUAUUUGCGGGUAUUCCAACACCUGUUUACUUUGGUGCCUUGAUAGACAGAACCUGUUUACACUGGGGAAAUCAGAAAUGUGGAAAGCCAGGGGCUUGCAGGAUAUAUGAUAUAAAUAACUUCAGGAGCAUUUUCCUUUGGUUGCCAACAGCACUAAGAGGAUCAAGCUUAAUCCCAGCAAUCUUCAUUCUAAUACUUUUGAGGAAGUUCCAACUCCCUGACAAAACUGACUCUUCAGAGAUUGAAUUUGUAGAGAUGAAGCUCACAGAGAAGGAAAGCAAGUACAUGGAUGUGCCCAGAAGUCCUGAGUUUGAGAACAACCGAGAACUGAAAACGAGGCUGUAAUGAAAUUUCUGUUGACCUACCCAAGUGCAUGGACAGUGUGCAUUUGGUUCUUUUGAAUUAUGGGAAGAACUAUAGGAGCUCUUUUCUUAUCCUUGACCUUAAAAGUUAUUUUAAAACAUGAUAAAAAUAUUUACUGAUAUCUUAGAAGCUUUAGAGUGGCACUAAAGGUUUUCCCAGGAAAGACUAUGGUUACCCCACCACAAUGAACUUCACAGCUGCCUUCAUUGUCACACAGCAUUUUCUCUUUUAACUCAGUCAGAGCAAGUACACCUUUCUUACCUAUCUGCAAAAAAGCUUUAAUACUUUUCCAUGAUGAAACACUAUUUGAUUUCAUGGAAUUAUGUUUUGAUGGUACAUUUAUUUAGAGUAGAACAUUUUCAUCUUGGUUGUGUUACAUUGAAAUAAUUUGUUUAAAUUUAUCCUUUCUAUAUGCAAAAUAUUGGCAUACUUCUUUGACUAGUUAGGAGUUCUUAAUUCUCUUUUUUAUUCUAGGUAUGAUGCUUCUAAAAUUAGACUUCUUAUUAAAUGUCAUCUGUUGCUUUCAAUCUCUAUUUUAUUACUCAUGUCACACAUUUGAUUACUUAGAGAACUGAAAAUUUUAAUCAUGUUUUUAAAAAUUAUGAAGCAAAGAUCUUUGGAACUUUUUUUCCUUAGGAAUUCAAAGCUGGUCAUAAAACUCACUCUUAAAAGCAAGAAUUUGAGGAAGCCUAUACUUGCAUAGGCCUUCAUAGAGAAGAGGUUGUAUGUCAGUGGUACAGUGAUUGUCUAGUACAUGUGAGACUCUGGGUUCAACGUCAAAGUAGAGCAAAUGACUGAAAAUAAAAUCAAUAAAUGCUAGAUGCAGCAUCAGAUAUUCUCAAAAGACUAGUAUCUCAUAUUCAGGUGGCCUCUUUGACCCAGAAUUCAUUUUACUUAUGUGUCCUUAGAUACAUUGAUAUCCAUUAAUUUUCAAAAUAGUCUUAGAGUUAAAUAUUUAAAAAGAGAUUAGUUAGAUGGCUCAGUGGAAAGGAAAGUUUACCACCAAUCCUAACAAGAUGGGUUUGACCCCAGAGAUCCACAUGGUGGAAGGAGAGAACCAUGUCUUGCAAGUUGUCCCAUGUCAUCUACUUCUGUAAUGUGGUGUACAUGCCCCACCUGUAAAUAAAUAAAUUAAUAAAAAGAUGAAAAAAUUAUAAA